AGGAGAACUGACCAGCUAAGGACAAACAAAAGAGAGACCAAUGAGAAUUGAACCCUGAGCAUAAUUUGUAAGCAGGACUGAUGUGCACACAGAAGGAAUGAAGUAUGGAUGUGAAAGAACGUAGGCCUUAUUGCUCCCUGACCAAGAGCAGACGAGAGAAAGAGCGGCGAUACACAAAUUCCUCAGCAGACAAUGAGGAGUGUAGGGUACCCACGCAGAAGUCUUACAGUUCCAGUGAGACUCUGAAAGCUUUUGAUCAUGAUUCCUCGCGGCUGCUUUAUGGAAACAGAGUAAAGGAUUUGGUUCACAGAGAAGCAGACGAGUACACUAGACAAGGACAGAAUUUUACCCUAAGGCAGUUAGGCGUUUGCGAACCAGCAACUCGAAGAGGACUGGCAUUUUGUGCAGAAAUGGGGCUCCCCCACAGAGGCUACUCUAUCAGUGCAGGGUCAGAUGCUGAUACUGAAAAUGAAGCAGUGAUGUCCCCAGAGCAUGCCAUGAGACUUUGGGGCAGGGGGGUCAAAUCGGGCCGCAGUUCCUGCCUGUCAAGUCGGUCCAACUCAGCCCUCACCCUGACAGACACGGAGCAUGAAAACAAGUCCGACAGUGAGAAUGCUUGAGAUAUGUCCUUGAAAGUUCUAUUAUAUCACGAAAGGUCGAAAUGAAAAGGACAUUGGUAAAAUAACUCACCAAAGGAAAACUAAUUUAAGAACCAGACACUGAUGUAUUUUCAUCUGGUUUAAUGUGGGAUUUUUUUCCCGACUGUUUUCAUUAUUUGAAAUAACUGUGAAUGAGACUGUUUUCCCCAGAAAAAAAA
Messenger RNA from Carlito syrichta (Philippine tarsier), 817 nucleotides. Its product is annotated as teneurin-3-like. Gene Ontology annotation, biological process: signal transduction. Gene Ontology annotation, cellular component: membrane. The transcript is spliced from 4 exons. NCBI's taxonomy places the organism in Eukaryota, Metazoa, Chordata, Mammalia, Primates, Tarsiidae. The record is from RefSeq and is a predicted model, not a curated record. Bases 105 to 620 code for a protein of 171 amino acids.